This is a messenger RNA of Budorcas taxicolor (takin), 611 nucleotides long. RefSeq names its product NKG2-A/NKG2-B type II integral membrane protein-like. The transcript is spliced from 6 exons. The record is from RefSeq and is a predicted model, not a curated record. Lineage: Eukaryota; Metazoa; Chordata; Mammalia; Artiodactyla; Bovidae. Bases 18 to 611 code for a protein of 197 amino acids. Gene Ontology annotation, biological process: positive regulation of natural killer cell mediated cytotoxicity; stimulatory C-type lectin receptor signaling pathway.
AUUACACAGCUGUGGAGAUGAACAAUCAAGCGAAAAACUACCCAGAACCAAGUCUGGCUAAGUACACCAGGAAACAGCAACAGCAAAUGAGAGGGUUACCAUCACCUCGAGAGAAGUUUAUUGCUGUGAUCCUGGGAAUCAUCUGUUUUGUCUUGAUGUAUACUCUAGUGAGAGUGAUAACUUUUAUUCCAUCUGCUCUAAUACAGGAACAGAAUAACUCCUCUCGGAUAACAAGGCUCCAGAAAGAAGGCCAUUGUGGUUGUUGUCCAAAAGACUGGUUUACAUAUUCCAACAACUGCUAUUAUACCACUUUUGAAGAAAAAACGUGGAAUGGGAGUUUGACAGCCUGUGCUUCUAGGAACUCUACUCUGCUUUAUAUAGAUGAUGAAGAGGAACUGAAAUUUCUGAAGUCCCUGUCAAUUGUGUCAUGGAUUCCAGUCUUUCGUGAAGGCCGUGGUCAUCCGUGGAUGUGGCAAAAUGGUUCAACUUGCAAACUACAAAUAUCAGACUUUUUACCUGAGAAAGGAAACUGUGCAGUGCUAUCCUGGGGGGACAUAAAGUCAGAUGAAUUCCCACUUAAGUAUGCUUGCAAGCACAAGCUUGAGAAUUAA